This is a messenger RNA of Haplochromis burtoni (Burton's mouthbrooder), 5029 nucleotides long. RefSeq names its product protein mono-ADP-ribosyltransferase PARP14-like. Gene Ontology annotation, cellular component: cytoplasm; nucleus. NCBI's taxonomy places the organism in Eukaryota, Metazoa, Chordata, Actinopteri, Cichliformes, Cichlidae. Gene Ontology annotation, biological process: negative regulation of gene expression. The record is from RefSeq and is a predicted model, not a curated record. Gene Ontology annotation, molecular function: transcription corepressor activity; NAD+ poly-ADP-ribosyltransferase activity. The transcript has 12 exons. The coding region runs from base 101 to 4282 and encodes 1393 amino acids.
UGAAAACUGAAACUGAAACAAAAACGGGCCGUGACAGAGCGGCACAAACGAGUGUUUGACGGGCUGAAAGUUCUCGUGUUAGUGUAGAAUUGCAGAUAAAAUGGAUGAAUAUCAGUAUCCACUGUUUUUUGAAGCCACUGACUUUACAGACAGAGAGAAGGAGAAAGUGAGGAGAUACUUUCAGAAAAGUCGAGACUCCGGGGGUGGCGACUGCGGAAAUCUUGAAAAACUCGGAGGAAGCGUUUAUAAAAUCUGUUUCAAGGAAAAAGAGGAUCAAGACAGAGUUUUGCAGAGGAAGUUUCACACCAUCACUCUUCCGAGUGGAGAAGCGCGGCUGACCGUGAGCCGGACAAGUUCACCACAGACCUCUGACCAGCCAUCAACAAGCCAAUCACUGAGCUCUAGAAACUCAAACAUAAAUGGUCUUGAGAAGACUUUCAGGAUAGAUGUUUUCCUGCUGUUUUUCCUGAGAGACAACUGUAAAGCAUACACAAUUUUUGAAAAACAACUGUCGUCAAUCGGCUGCACAGUGGAGCUAAAUUUCGAUGAAGAGGAGGUUUUGGUUAGAGGAGAGGUUGACAAGGGGCCAGGAGGUGGUUUUGGUGGCGCUGCAGAGAAAUGGGAGUGCCAAGUGGAUCGGGUCUUUAUUCGGCUUACCGAGACCUACCUCUGCUAUCAUGUGCUUGAGCCAAAACUGGUGAAAAUGAUACUGCAGGACUCGGCCUUUAAGACAGAUGAUAUCAAAGUUUACACAGAGAGUGGCUAUGCUGUGGUUGUGGGAGAGGUUGAUGCCGUGAAGGAGAAGAUUGCAAUUCUGGAAAAAAGCCUACCCACCAAAAAGGAAAUGCCAAUUGUGGAGAGGAACUUCAAGCUCAUAGAAGAAGAGUUCAAUCGAGAAAUGCGUGCUAAUUGUCCAAAGGUUACAAUCAUCAGAGGUAGUGCCAUGAUCACUUUGGAGGGCCCUGACAAAGAGGUGCAGUCAGGAGCUGCAAAACUGGUUGAACUGAUUAAGAACAUAAAGGAGAAGAGCAUUAAGUUCCCUACAGCUCUGCUAACCUUCAUGAAGACCAGUGAUGCCAUCCCAAAAUACCAAACUCGCUUCCAGCAAAGGCUCAGAAACCCUGUUUUCUUUGAGGUGGGUGCAGAUCUGGUUCUGUCCAGUUUGUCCUCUGAUGCUUUAAAUAUGGCCGAGGCAGCAGUGAUGAGAGACUUUAAAGUGACCACUGUACAGCUGCAGGGUGCAAUAGAUCUCAACAGGUUGAAAGAAAUUCUGAUGAAAGCCAAGAACGAGGCAAACAGUAGAGAGUUCAGAAUGGACAUCAGCUACAUGCCAGGCGCCAGUGGAACCUCAACAACCAAAGUCCAACUGGUGGGCUACAGUGAAAAUGUGGCCAAGCUCAAUGAAGUUCUUCAUGACUUCCAGUUGAAUCAAGUUUCAACUCAAGAAACCAUCAAUCUGCUUCAUCCUGAAAUGGUCGACUGUUUUAAUAAAAUCUUAGACUUGAUUGGCAUGAAGCAGACCAAGGUGACCUUACAAGCCUCACAUUUUCCAAAUCCUUGUGUGUUUGUGUCUGGUCCUCGAUGUCAUGUUCAGGAGGCCAAGGAGGCCCUAACAUCAACUCUGGACAGUGUUAUAGUAGACACUUUGACUCUAGAUGGACCAGGGGCUCAGCAGUACUUCCAGGAAGAGGGUAAAGUGACUAAAGAGCUGAUAGAGGGUUCCUGUCACGUCAUUAUCCGAGAGAAGCAAACUGCAGCCACCCGAAACGUGCAAAGACCACGAAACACCAGCAGACUCAGCGACACACCUAGAUCUCUCAGCUACAGCAGCAGCAUGUACAGCACAGUUGGAAACUCUGCAAUCAACAGAACAAACCUGAAGAUCAAACUCAGCAGUUUAGAAAAUGAACAGGCGGAUGUUCUGGUGGUCCCCAUGCUCAACAAACAGCUGACUUCUACAAAUAUUGGCAAAAGUUUGUUGGCCAAAGCUGGGAAUAUAUUAAAGUUAAUGUUUGAUUCAGUCUUAGCCAGUUGUGCCCUCGCCCCUGGUGAUGUUCAGCUGGUUGAUGCACCUCCAUCUCUGGGCUGCUCCAAGAUUUUCUUCAUUGAGUGCUUGCCUUGGGACGGAGUAAGAGGAAAGAGUGUUCAGGCUCUUGGUAACUGUCUGAAGAAGUGUCUGGAGCUUUGUGCACAGCUGAAUUUGGGUUCAGUGGCCAUUCCAAUCAUUGGGCCAGGAAUUGUUUUAAAAUACCCGCUGAGAGAAGCUAUUCAAGUGUUGACCGACAUCAUUCACCAGUUUGGAUUAUCUGCAUCCUCUGGAUCUCUUACAAACAUCCACAUUGUCAUUAAACCUGGCUACCCUGAUUCUGAGGAGUGCUACCACGAUGUCUACAAACAGCUCAGCUUAAAUAUGAACCAGGGAGGCCAAGCAAUCUUCAGGUCCCUCACCAGCGACCUAGAUGACAUCAUCAUGACAGUGGGAAGUGGAGUUAAACUACAUGUGGUGUUUGGUGACAUCACUAAUGAGACUACAGAUGCUGUGGUGAACAUAACAGACUCCCAAAGUUUUAACUUUGACAUCUCAACUUUAGCUGAACCACAGGUGGCAGCAACAGUGAAUCGAGGAGAAAUUUUCAUGACCCAGUCUGGAAACUUCCCCAGUAAAGCUAUUUUACACGUGCAUGGAGAACAGGAUGAAGUCCUCAUUGAACAACUUGUGUGUGAUAUCAUUUGUUACUGUGAAUCACAUGAAUACAGUUCAGUGGCAAUUCCUGCCAUGUGUGCUGGUAAGUAUUUUGUUCAGCAUUUCUACUUAUUCUGUUUGUUGUGCUACACACACACACACCUAAGAGGAAGGGGUGUUUUUGCAGGAGCUGGAGGUUUGGAUCCUGCGAUUGUAGCAGGAGCCAUUUUUCGAGGAAUCGAGUCAUCUGCAUCAUUCAUGAACAGCCUCACCAACAUCCGCCUCGUCCUGAUUAAGAUCGAUGUCUUCUUGACUUUUAAAGAGGAAGCGAUGCAGAUGUAUUCCUCAGCUGUCAUCAACAGAGUACUUCCAGUACUUCCAGUACUUCCAGUUCAAGUACAGCAACAACAGCCUCCUCUUUCUGUCAGUGCAUACCUCAGCAGUCUCCAUAUCAGCUCUACAAGUCAGCAGUCUGUCUUCACGUUCCUGGGUCUUUCCAAAAAGGACGUUGACGAUGCCAUGGAAAAGCUGAAGCAUCAAUAUCACACACAGUACUCCAGUAACACCUUCUCAAAGGAGGAACUGGAACCCCUCGACCAGGAUGACAUGAUGGAGCUAAAGGAGCUGGUGGAGUCUGAGGGUUUAUUCAUGCAAACAGAUCAGUCUGGCGCCCUAACAGUGAGCGGGCUAAAAGACGGGGUCACCCGAGUGAUGCAGAAAAUGAAUCAGUGUCAAUUAAUGGCUCUUGCUAAUGAGGUGAGAGUCAGGGAGGAGGAGGAUUUGUACCUCCGAGUUGUUUGGUGCAUCCUGGCACAUAACGGUAACUGGGAAAGACUUCCCAGAACAGCCAAUCACCAACUGGAAAACAACGAAUUAACAGAAGGAAUAACAGACGCACAGGGACUCACAUGGGAGGUUAAUCUACAGAGAAUGGUGGCCACACAGCAACUGAACAGACAGACAACGAAGCUGAAACGACUUGAGAAUCUCGCAGACUUUACUUUCCCUCUGUACUGGGACAGCAUGGCUGCCAGUGAAAAUAUGACGGUCAUUCCCCUGGAGUCUUCUUCUGCAGAGUACCGAACAGUGAAGGAGGCCUUCAAACGAACCGUCGCCAAAACUGUAAUGAAGAUUGACCGUUUGCAGAACGUUCACCUGCGUCGCGCCUAUGAAGCACAGAAGAAGCACAUUUCUGAUAAGAAUGCACAGGAGGGAGGAGCAGGGGAGAAACUUCUGUACCACGGGACGACCCAGGACAAUUGUGACUCCAUAAUGAAAACUGGAUUCAACAGGCGCUUUGCUGGGCAAAAUGCAACUUCAUACGGUCGCGGGACCUACUUUGCUGUAAAUGCCAACUACUCGGCUCAACCCACCUACUCCAAGCCAGCUGCUGAUGGUUCUCAGUUAAUGUUCGUCGCCCGAGUCCUCACAGGCGUCUGCACUCAUGGCCGACAUGAUAUGAAGGUGCCUCCACCUAGAAACCACCAGCAGCCUCACGACCGCUAUGACAGUGUGGUAGACAGAAUAGAUAACCCCAGCAUGUAUGUUGUGUUUCAUGACAACCAAGCGUACCCUGACUACCUCAUCACAUUCAAGUGAGAAUAAAGGAAAAGUUUUUUCCACUGUUUACAAACGAAGGUGUCUGAAAAAUCCAAAAAGAAAAAUAAUAAAACUAAUAUGCACAUUUCACACUACAGUUAUAUACAGUGAAAUUUCAAGUUUGAAUUACAGAAUUAUGUCUGAUUUUAAGCUUAAUUAUUGACCUGUCACUGAAUUAGAAAAGUUACAUAUGUGUACAUAAACACUGGAAACAUGUUACACAAUCAUGCAGUUUUUAAUCUUUGAUUUGGUUGACAUUUGCAUCUUACAUCUUCACUUUGUAAAGUGUAAAGCACUUUGAAUCACAUCUAAUUAGUCCAAGAACAUGUCACAAUACUCUAAUAAAGAUUUACUGUAUGAUUGCCUGGUACAUUCGUAAACUGUGACAUUUCAUUUGAAUUGUGGUGACAUUAUGCAAACAACAUCUAAAAAAUAUUUUAAUUCAUAAUCAAGUAACUGUUAAACAUAGUAAACCAUCUGGUAGAAGAGUUUAAAAAGUUAACUGUGUUAAAAUGAGAGUUAAAAACAUGAGUGAAGAGAGAAAAGCUCCAGUGGGAUGAUAAUCUUUCUUGUCUGUGGCAUUUUUGUCCACAGCUAAAUGUGUUUUACAAGAAAAGGGCUCUAUAUGUUUCCUUUGGAGUUCAUUUACUACAAAACUGAAUCUGUUAUAUAUAUCCGGUCAUUAAGUCUGACGUCACUAGCCGUGUCUGGGUCUAAACUCCGCUGCAGGUCCAUAUAUCAAACGAU